Molecule: messenger RNA, 2561 nt
Organism: Tympanuchus pallidicinctus (lesser prairie-chicken)
Lineage: Eukaryota; Metazoa; Chordata; Aves; Galliformes; Phasianidae
Product: sodium-dependent proline transporter-like
Exons: 15
Coding region: 44-1918 (624 amino acids)
Biological process (GO): sodium ion transmembrane transport
Cellular component (GO): membrane
Molecular function (GO): L-proline transmembrane transporter activity
Source: RefSeq, a predicted model, not a curated record
CUGCACCUGGCACAGGUGAGCACAGCACACCCUGCAGAAGGAAAUGCCGAGCAGCGGGGAUCUCCGCGCAACGGGGCUCCCGGCCCCCGCCGCACCAACGGAGCCCACGGUGAACGUCUUCCAGACGCAGGAUCCGAUCACCCCCCAGCCUGGUGCAGAGCCCCCAGCUCCAGCGGGGAGCCCGGCCCCCAACCCACCCCGUGACACCUGGGCCGGGCGGCACACCUUCCUGCUCUCCUGCCUGGGCUACUGCGUGGGGCUGGGCAACGUCUGGCGCUUCCCCUACCUGUGCUACCGCAAUGGAGGAGGCGUCUUCCUCAUCCCCUACUUCCUCAUGCUGCUCCUGGUGGGGCUGCCCCUCUUCCUGAUGGAGCUGAGCCUGGGGCAGUACGGGGCCGCGGGGCCCAUCACCGUCUGGAAGUGCUGCCCCAUCCUGCAAGGUGUUGGUGUGGGCAUGAUGGUGGUGUCCUCCCUGGUGUCCAUCUACUACAACGUCAUCAUCGCAUGGGCCUUCUACUACCUGGGCUCGUCCUUCCAGAGCCCCCUGCCCUGGUCCUGCGAUGCCCCCCGGAACGCGGAGCUCUGCCAGAAUGCAUCAGGGAGUGCUACCCAUACCAGUGCCAGUGAGGCUUUCUGGAACGAGCAGGUGCUGGGAGUGACACACAGCUCUGGCCUUGGUGACCCCGGCUCAGUGCAGUGGCUGCUUGCACUGUGUCUGCUGGCAGCCUGGAUCGUGGUCUUCCUGUGCAUGCUGGGGGGCAUCCACAGCUCAGGCAAGGUGGUGUACAUCACGGCCACCUUCCCCUACCUGAUCCUCCUCAUCCUCAUCAUCCGUGGGGCCACGCUGCCCGGCUCCCUCGAUGGCGUCCGCUUCUACCUCUCCUCGGAUUGGAGCAAGCUGCUGAGCGCGCAGGUGUGGAGCGAUGCGGCCUCGCAGAUCUUCUACUCGCUGGGCAUCGGCUUUGGGGGGCUGCUCUCCAUGGCCUCCUACAACAAGUUUGACAACAACGUCGUUCGGGACACCCUGGUCAUCGCCAUCGGGAACUGCUGCACCAGUUUCUUGGCCGGCUUCGCCAUCUUCUCGGUGCUGGGACACAUGGCCUUGAAGAGGGACAUCCCUGUGGGCAGCGUCGCUGAGUCUGGCCCUGGGCUGGCGUUCGUGGCGUACCCUGAGGCUCUCUCCCUGCUGCCUGGUUCCCCGUUCUGGUCCAUCCUCUUCUUCCUGAUGCUCUUCAUGCUGGGAGUGGACACUUUGUUUGGGAACAUCGAGGCCAUCACGACCGCCAUCAUGGAUGAGUUCCCAGCCCUGCGGGAGGGGAAGAGGAAGGUGACGUUCCUGGCUGUGCUCUGCUUCUCCUUCUACCUCCUGGGGCUCCUCCUCGUCACCCAGGGUGGCAUCUUCUGGUUCACCCUCAUUGACACCUACAGCACCAGCUUCGGGCUGAUCAUCAUCACCCUCCUCAUGUGCAUCGGCAUCGCCUCCUGCUAUGGCAUUCAGCGGUUCUGCUGGGACAUUGUGACCAUGAUCUGCCGCUGCCCGCCGUGGUACAGCCGUGUGCUGGGCUGCUUCAAGGUGUGCUGGGUCUUCUUCACCCCCUGCCUGCUGCUGUUCACACUCAUCUUCACGUUCCUGGACAUGUACAACGUUCCCCUGCGCUACGGCACCUAUGAGUUCCCAGCGUGGGGCACCAGCCUGGGUGUCUGCAUGGGCGUCCUCAGCUGUGUGCAGAUCCCCAUCGGUGCCAUUGUGGCUCUGUGCCACCAGACUGGGACACUGAGAGAUCGCUUCCAGAAAGCCAUGCAGCCCCUCCACUCCUGGGGGAGAACCGCUGCCAGCACCGAGCCCAUCAUCGAGGUGCCCUUCACCAUCACCCUGAGCAGCAGCGACUUCACCACACCGCCGCACAGCGAGAGCUGAACCGGCGCCGGGCAGCGCCGCGGUGCCGCGUCCCAGAGGUUGGUGAUCACUGAUCCCAGCGUGGAUUUUAAUCCUCUUUCCUGGAAACGUUCUGUGUGCUCCAAAAGGUGCCUCCAAGGGACUCUCUAUGAGCAGGGCUGGCGGUGCGGGCUGCGCUCCAGUCCCUUGCUGGCCCUUGUGGGCACCGUCUGCCUUGGGGCAGCUGCAUGGACCCAGCGGGGCUGGCAGCGUUCUGCCCGCAGCAGCCGCCUCUGCGUGGCCCUGUGCACAUCCUGAGCCCGGGGCUGGGAUGGCCCAAGGGUGAGCCUGGAGCUUCAGGGGCUCCUUUCCAGCUCGCCAUCCCCACACACUGCUGGACAGGACAGGUGGGGAUGAGCCUUCCUUGGAGGCACGGCCUUCCUUGGAGGCUGCCCGGGCGCCCCUGGGUGGCGUCCUCAGCCCGGUCCCGGUGUCCAUCCAUCCUUCCUGUGGGCACCCAGCCCUGCCUCGAUCCUCCCAGCCGGGACCCCACCUCUGCAGGGCAGGAAGAGAGAGCACAGCAGGCGCCUGCUCGUAAAAUAGACUACAUGCUUUAUUGGAUUUAAAAGUUUUAUGAAAUGGCCCAAAAAUAAAAUAAAUCGAGUUGGCAGAGGCGUCACCACCA